Messenger RNA from Neltuma alba, 1217 nucleotides. Its product is annotated as histone deacetylase HDT1-like. The record is from RefSeq and is a predicted model, not a curated record. The transcript has 10 exons. The coding region runs from base 120 to 1013 and encodes 297 amino acids. NCBI's taxonomy places the organism in Eukaryota, Viridiplantae, Streptophyta, Magnoliopsida, Fabales, Fabaceae.
UAGAAGGCGGCAAUACAAUUAUAAAAGCCUGAAUCAGCUGUUUGCAAUCGUGUAUUUGCACUUUGCCAGGUUCGGUCCGAAAACCCUAUUCGUCCUCGAAUCAUUUCCUUUUUACUGCAAUGGAGUUCUGGGGCGUUGAGGUCAAGGGUGGGACACCUGUUGAAGUAGACCCAGAUGAGUUUGGUAAAUGCAUACACCUGUCUCAGGCUGCUCUUGGUGAGGCAAAGAAUAAAUCAAGUGAACCUGUGAUCAUUUAUCUGAAGUUUGAUGACCAGAAGCUUGUUUUAGGAACCCUUUCCCCAGAGAAAUUCCCUCAACUAUCUUUUGAUUUGGUUCUAGAGAAAAAGUUUGAGCUCUCUCACAAUUGGAAAAAUGGAAGUGUUUAUUUCUGUGGUUACAAAGCCGAAUUACCAGGGGAGAUGGAUGAGGAACUGACUGACAGUGAAGAUGAUGUGGGUAACCCAGUGCUGACCAGAGAGAAUGCAAAACUUGAUAUAAAGCCUGAAGUAGCAAAGGCUGCUGCAUCUAAAAGUAAUGAUGUUAAGCCUGCCGAUUCAAAAAAGCAAGUCAAGGUUGUGGAUCCAAAGAAAGAUGAAGAUGAAUCAGAUGAUGAAGAGGAUGAUGAUGAAGAUGACGAAGAUGAUGAAGAUGACAGUUCUGAUGAGGAUAUUUUGGGUGGUGAUGUUGAUGGUAGUGACGAGAGUGAGAGUGAUGAAGAUGAUGAUGAAACCCCUCCUAAGAAGGUCGAUCAUGCCAAGAAGAGACCUAAUGAAUCUGCGCUGAAAACUCCUGUUCCUGCGAAGAAAGCAAAAGCUGCUACCCCUCAAAAGACUGAUGGUAAGAAAGGCGGCCAUGUAGCAACUCCUUAUCCACUGAAGAAGGAUGGAAAGACUCCUAAAAGCGACCAAACUCCCAAAUCCGGCGGACAGUUCACCUGCAAAUCCUGUAGCAAGACUUUUAACUCAGAAGGGGGUUUGCAACAACAUUCAAAGGCUAAGCAUGGGGGUCAGUGAUGCUAAGUAUUAUCAGCUGUAAGCUAGGAAUUAGGUGUUACCAUGAGUGCGGUGAGGAAUUAGGUUAUUAUCCUUGCUAUUUUGGUCUCAUAGUAAGCAUUGGCAUUGGUACGUAUGAGGUUUCUAAACUUGUUUGACUGUUGGUUGACAUUAUUGAGCACCUAAAUAUUUAUGUUUAUAAAACUUGAAUUUGAAUUAGUAAUA